Molecule: messenger RNA, 1014 nt
Organism: Effrenium voratum
Lineage: Eukaryota; Dinophyceae; Suessiales; Symbiodiniaceae
Source: the annotation of a GenBank genome assembly
GACAGCGGCGUUGGGGAGCCCGAGGUGCUGUUGGACAGCGACGCGGAGGCCGGGGGCUCGCGUGCGCCAGGCUUGGUUGUUGGUGGGUGCUGGCAGGACUGGCUCGCCAAGAGCCGUGAGGAGGUGGAGGGCUUCGGCAAGGAUCAGGUGAGCAGAUUGACCGAAGCAGUGCUGAGCGAAGGCAAGGUCAGAGAUGAGCUGAUCCAGCAGACGGUGACCACACUGCAGCAGCAGGGCGUCACCGGCAAGUCCCUGCUGAAGCUGACACUGGAGAAGCUGAUGCAGGUUCACAUCCUGUGGGGGCCUGCAGAGCUUCUGGCCGAGAAGAUCCGGCUGUUGCAGGAGCCCCAGGACGACUCAAAUGCCACGGCGUUCAUCCAGGAGCUGGUCAAGGCCAAGCCCAAGGACCUCGGCGAAGGCGUGCAGGUCUUCGACCUCAAGGAGUGCCUGUCCGCAAGGCCCUAUGACCUGAGCGGGAGGAAGCUGCUGACGCGGAACACGACGCGCCAGGCCUGGAAGGCCACCUUUGAGCUGAUGAAGAACGGCACGAAGCGCGUGGCCAUGAUGGGAUCCCCGGCAUCGGCAAGAGCAGGUCCCUGGCGCUGGGCCAUUGUCUACGAGGCCCGGGAGGGCCUCAAGGUCUUCAUUUUCACCAACAAGGACGGUGACUGGAAGGCGCAGAGCAUGGCGUUGGAGGACUGGAAGCCAGGUUCCUGCGAGCACCUGCAAGUGGAGCACAACUGGUAUUUGGUGGAUACUUACGGCAAGGAGACCACGGGGAAGCUGCCGGCCAAGACGGUCAAGGCCUGCAGCCCGGACAGAGAGCACUACACAGAUUUUGUGAAGAGCGGUGGGGCUUGUGUGUACGUAGAAGCGUGGAAGAAGGCUGAGCUGGAACUGGCCUAUGUGCAUUUUGCACAGCCUCCGGUCGACAAGGACACGGUGUUGCGCAGGUUUCAGGAUGUUGGAGGCAACCUGCGUGCCCUGUUUCACGACGAUGGAGACCCCUUCUGA